AUGUCAAGCCUCGUCGAGUUUGGUCUAGAACGAGAACAGGCAUCGGAUGAAGACGAUGUACUUCUUGAGAUGCCUGCACAUCUUCCAGGCUUUUCUCCGAACUUAUCCCGUGUUACUCUCCUCAACUGCUUGCCUCCACUCUCGUCGCCGAUCUUCUCGCACUCUCUCAUCUAUCUAUCUCUCAAGGUGUCUUUCGACCAGUCGUACGGACUGAUUCCCACCACUGAAGACCUACUCGAAUUAUUGUUCGGUUUGAGGGAGCUACGAGAACUACAUCUAGCUCUUCUCCCCGUGCCGCGCUCACUUGACGGAUCCCCCUUACAAUUCCAACCUGAUGGGCGGCUCUGCGUUCUUCCGACAUAUUUUCGUUGCCUUGAUUACAGUGUGUCCGAUUAUAACGACAGCCUUCUCUCGGCCAUCGAUCUCAUAUCGCGGGUCAGUCUUCCGCGCGACGCAGAGAUAUCGAUGCUGGUGGACCAGGACACGAGUGAUGAGGGAGACGACACCGUCUUUUUCCGCCUCAUCAACUCCAUAUUCCAAGCCGUCGACAUGCAGCGCUAUCCGUGGGCGAUACAGAUAGAUCACUGGGACGUGCACAUUGGAUUAUGCAUAGGAUCAUCGGACAUACGUAGUGAAGCGCCGGCGAAUAUCGGACAUGCUCCUGUCUUUUGCGUCGACCAUUCGACUAUCAAAAUCGAACGAAACGACUCGAAUAGCAAAAGCGUGAUACACGCACUCUACUCCCUCCCUCUAGUGAAUCUCACCUGUCUCCACUUAUGUUGGGCGGCUGCCGCAAUCUACUUCCCUGCGAAUGGCUCUGCCCACGAAGCUCUGGCUACUGCGCGCGCCAUCAGGCAUAUAACCAUACACCCUCCAAACCGCUCAUCAUUCUUCGAAGAGCUCUGUCGUGUUUACACGGACGAUCACACGACGACGUUCACCCUCUUUCCAUAUCUCGAUACCCUCACCAUAAUGGGGACCACGAGCGCAUUGCACACCAUACGCGGCCUGCCUGAUCCUGCAAGCAGUAAUGCGAUGAGGAUUCAGAUCCAAACGUCAUUCUCAAGCCUUGGCACUGCAAUGGCCCUGCGUCAACGUCACGCAACGCCCAUCCAUAAGGUCUACGUUGAGAGACUGUACGAAGAACUGUGCGAUUGGGAAUCUCAUGACUCGGAGGAGCUCAAGAAGGUGGUAUUCUUUGAUAAAUAG
Messenger RNA from Peniophora sp. CBMAI 1063, 1209 nucleotides. NCBI's taxonomy places the organism in Eukaryota, Fungi, Basidiomycota, Agaricomycetes, Russulales, Peniophoraceae. The record is from the annotation of a GenBank genome assembly.